ACGGCUACCGCUAUACCCACACCCGUUCGAAACUUCGGCAAGCGUGGUCUUGCGUACAAUCAGGCCAAUCUGACCAUGCCAUUCUCUCUCGACGGUCAGAACAGUCAGGUCUCAUGGGCCUACGACUGGUACUACGCUCCAUGCAGCACCCCUGGUGUGAACAACUGCAACUUCAACCCGGCUCUCGAAUUUGUUCCUCUUCUUUACAACAAUGACCCGAACCUCCUCAGCAAAUGGCCAGCUGCAGCGCAAAUUGCCAUCGACAAUGGUUCCACAGCACUAAUGUCAUUCAAUGAACCCGACUUCUGUAUCGCAGGAAGUGCUUGUAUGAGCGUUUCCACAGCUGUCUCCUACCACAAGCAGUAUAUGCAGCCAUUUGCUGGCAAAGCCCUUAUUGGUGCACCUGCCAUUACCAACGCUGGUGGUACCGACCAAAACCCUAUGGGCUUGAAGUAUCUCCAAUAUUUCCUCGGCAACUGCACAGGCUGCACCAUCGACUUCAUCAAUCUUCAUUGGUACAGUAACAAGUAUGCCGGAGCGUCUUACUUCGAGUCUCACGUCAAUGCCGCACGCGCUGUCGCUGGUGGACGUCCUAUCUGGAUUACGGAAAUUGGCUUAGACAACGAGUUUAGCUACACGGAUGCAGAACUGCAAGCUUUCUUGCAGAAGAUAAUGCCGUGGAUGGAUCAACAACCGGAUGUUGCAAGAUAUGCUUACUUCAUGGAUUCUCCAGGUAUCUUGAUAAACAGUGCAGGCAAUGCUAUCAGUGGAACUGGCAUGGUGUACAACAGUUUUACUAAUAGUACG
This is a messenger RNA of Aureobasidium pullulans EXF-150, 807 nucleotides long. RefSeq lists its product as uncharacterized. Gene Ontology annotation, biological process: fungal-type cell wall polysaccharide metabolic process. The transcript has a single exon. The record is from RefSeq and is a predicted model, not a curated record. NCBI's taxonomy places the organism in Eukaryota, Fungi, Ascomycota, Dothideomycetes, Dothideales, Saccotheciaceae. The annotation marks the transcript as partial. Gene Ontology annotation, cellular component: fungal-type cell wall.